Penaeus monodon (black tiger shrimp) is the source of this 516-nucleotide messenger RNA. RefSeq lists its product as uncharacterized. The coding region runs from base 1 to 516 and encodes 171 amino acids. The transcript is spliced from 2 exons. The record is from RefSeq and is a predicted model, not a curated record. Lineage: Eukaryota; Metazoa; Arthropoda; Malacostraca; Decapoda; Penaeidae.
AUGAAUGGCCGUGUUGGUAGCGUCAGUGAUGCCAUCAGAGGAAAUGCUUAUGGAAAUCGUGAUGAGGACGGACAGAAGCACCGCUUGGUUGUCUUUGAUCUCACCAUAGAUGUCUCGCAGAAGCAGAAAAGGAAAACUACAACUCAGAGAAGGAUAAAAUGGUUUAAACUAAAGGAAAAUGAUUUCCAACAAGAGUUCAAAGACCGAAUUCUAAGAGAGCUGAGCCACGAUAUGGUAGAUGUGAACACCUGGCGGAAUGAUGCAAACAGUAUUAUAUUAAGAGCUGGAAAGGACAUACUGGGUGAGAAUAGUGGAAAGAUAUGGGAAAAUAUGGAAGUUCGGUGGUUUAAUGAAGAAGUGCAAGAGAAAGUGAGUGCUAAGAAGAAAGCCAAGACAAAAUGGGAAGAAAGUAAACUAGAUGAAGACAGAGCAGCAUAUAAACAAUGUUGCAGGGAAGCUACGAAAGCAGUUGCCGUUGCAAAAUCAGAAGCAUACGACCAUAUGUAUAAACACUAA